UAAGAACAAGUUGGACGAGGACAUUCUUACUUUCCCGUGUUUGGAGUAUUAAAAUAUCCGUUUAUUUGGCGUAUAUCCAGCGAUAUUCGUAUUUGAAGGAAAUAUUUGGAUAUUUUUAUGACAGUUUUUGCAUUUUGCUAAACCGCGCCAAGCUAGGAGAAGGCGUCGACUGGCGUUGGAAUGUACCAUUGUGCCAACGCAGGGGAAGAUUUUUUUUGUUGUGACAGCGGAGUAGAAACCCGGCCGUGAGAGUCGAGAAAGCGAAGGCGACCGGGAAAAGCUUCGCUUUGCUCUACCUGUUGUGUUUCUUCGUUUAUUUAUUUAUCCUUUACGUUGACGCCCAUGGAACUGGCGUCGUCGAGGCUACCUUAAGCGUUUGCUCCGAAUGUCCACUGCGUGAGCAGAAGGGUUGCUUGUUGAGUCCCAGUUGUAGGUCGUUGCGUCUGGCGUCAACGAUGGCCUUCAGCAAAGGUUAUCGCAUCUACCACAAGCUGGACCCGCCCCCUUACAGCGUCAUCGUGGAGACGCGCGGCCGGGAAGAAUGCCUCAUGUUUGAAUCGGGGGCCGUCGCCGUCCUCUCGGCGGCCGAGAAGGAGGCCAUAAAAAACACGUAUUCCAAGAUUGUGGACGCCUACGGGAUCUUGGGUGUCCUCCGCCUCAACUUGGGCGACUCCAUGCUCCACAGCCUGGUGGUGGUGACGGGCUGCAGCUCGGUGGGCAAAGUGCAGGAGUCGGAGGUGUUCCGCGUGACGCAGACGGACUUUGUGUCCCUGAAGAACGACCCCGGUGAUGAGGAGCGCAUCGGCGAGGUGCGCAAGGUGCUCAACUCGGGUCACUUCUACUUUGCCUGGUCCGCCUCGGGCGUCAGCAUGGACCUCAGCCUCAACGCGCGCCGGCGCAUCCUGGAGGACACCACGGACAACCGCUUCUUCUGGAACCAGUCCCUGCACCUGCACCUGAAGCACUACGGCGUCAACUGCGACGACUGGCUGCUGCGGCUGAUGUGCGGCGGCGUGGAGAUCCGCACCAUCUACGCCGGACACAAGCAGGCCAAGGCGUGCAUCUUCUCGCGCCUCAGCUCGGAGCGGGCCGGCACGCGCUUCAACGUGCGCGGCACCAACGACGACGGGCAGGUGGCCAACUUUGUGGAGACGGAGCAGGCCAUCUUCCUGGAUGACAGAGUGUCGUCUUUCAUCCAGAUCCGCGGCUCCAUCCCGCUGUUUUGGGAGCAGCCGGGCAUCCAGAAAAAGUCCCUUAAGGGGGUUUUGUGGCACCUGAACGACAAUCGGCAAGCCAGUCGACGCGAUGACAACCCGCAUUUGGUCGGCUCGCACCGCGUCAAACUCUCCCGAGGAUUUGAAGCCAACGCGCCGGCCUUCGAAAGACACUUCACUGCCCUGAAGAGCUUGUACGGCAAACAAGUGAUCAUCAAUCUGCUCGGCAGUAAGGAAGGAGAACACAUGCUCAGCAAAGCCUUUCAAAGUCACUUGAAAGCGUCGGAGCACGCCGCGUCCGUCAAGAUGGUCAACUUUGACUACCACCAGAACGUGCGCGGCGGAAAGGCGGACAAGCUGCACAGCGUGCUCAAGCCGCAGCUGGCCAACUUUGUGGAGGAGUGCGGCUUCUUCUACUACUCGGGAGAGAUGGGCAUCGCCAGGAGUCAGGGCGGCACCAUCAGGACAAACUGCCUGGACUGUUUGGACAGAACUAACAGCGUCCAAGCCUUCUUUGCCCUGGAGAUGCUGGCCAAGCAGCUGGAGGAAAUGGGCCUGACGGAGAAACCUCAGCUGGUGGCCCGCUUCCAGGAGGUGUUCAGGACCAUGUGGUCGGCCAACGGCGACUCGGUCAGCAAGAUCUACGCGGGCACCGGCGCCCUGGACGGCAAGGCCAAGGGGGGGAAGCUGAAAGACGGCGCUCGCUCGGUGACCAGGACCAUCCAGAACAACUUCUUCGACAGCUCCAAGCAGGAGGCCAUCGACAUCCUGCGCCUGGGCUCCACGCUCAACAGCGACCUGGCCGACAAAGCGCGGGCCUUGCUCACCACCUCCAGCCUCUACGUCACUGAGCCCGUCUUGCAGUCAGCCUCCCCCAGGGUGCUGCUGGGCAUGUGCCAGAACCACCGCAAGUACACGCGGCCCAAGCAGAUCCGAGUGUGCGUGGGCACGUGGAACGUCAACGGCGGCAAGCAGUUCCGCAGCAUCGCCUUCCGCAACCAGACGCUCAACGACUGGCUGCUGGACGCCCCCAAGAUCGCCGGGCACCCCGAGUUCCAAGACGGCAAAGCCGACCCCGUUGAUAUUUUUGCCAUCGGCUUUGAGGAAAUGGUGGAGCUGAACGCCGGAAACAUCGUCAGCGCCAGCACCACCAACCAGAAGCUGUGGGCCGCCGAGCUGCAGAAGAACAUCUCGCGGGACCACAAGUACGUGCUGCUGGCGUCAGAGCAGCUGGUGGGCGUGUGCUUGUUCGUCUUCAUCCGCCCGCAGCACGCGCCCUUCAUUAGGGACGUGGCGGUGGACACGGUGAAAACGGGCAUGGGCGGCGCCACGGGCAACAAAGGGGGCGUGGCCAUCCGCCUGCUCUUCCACACCACCAGCAUCUGCUUCGUGUGCUCGCAUUUCGCCGCGGGACAGUCGCAGGUCAAGGAGAGGAACGACGACUACAACGAGAUCACGCGCAGGCUCAGCUUCCCCAUGGGUCGCCUGCUCUACUCUCACGACUACGUUUUCUGGUGCGGCGACUUCAACUACCGCAUCAACCUGCCCAACGAGGAGGUGAAGGAGCUGAUCAGGCAGCAGAACUGGGACGCGCUGACGGCCGGCGACCAGCUCUUUGACCAGAAGAAUGCCGGAACGGUCUUCCGGGGAUUCAUUGAGGGCAAGCUGGACUUUGCGCCCACGUACAAGUACGACCUUUUCUCCGAGGACUACGACACCAGCGAGAAGUGCCGCACGCCCGCCUGGACCGAUCGAAUCCUCUGGAAGCGCAGGAAGUGGAACUUUAACAAAACAGCCGAGGAGAUGAACGUGGUGGGCGCCACGUCGGCCGAGAACGAGGAUGACGCGGAUUGCCCCUGGAGCCCCGGGACCCUCAAGUAUUACGGCAGGGCCGAGCUCAAGACCUCAGACCACAGGCCGGUGGUGGCCGUCAUGGACGUGGACAUCCUGGAGGUGGACCCGGAGGCCCGGCACCAGGUCUACAAGGACGUCAUCGCGCUGCAAGGACCCCCCGACGGCACGGUCCUGGUCUCCCUGUGCUCGUCGGGACCGGACGACUACUUUGACGACGCGCUCAUCGACGAGCUUCUCGACAAGUUUGCCAACUUUGGCGAGGUCAUCCUGAUCAGAUUUGUUGAGGAGAAGAUGUGGGUGACGUUCCUGGAGGGCUACUCUGCUCUGGCCGCUUUGUCCCUCAGCGCGUCCACCGUUCUGGGCAAGGUGUUGGACAUCCGCCUGAAGAGUCCCGGCUGGAUCAAAAGCCUGGAGGAGGAGAUGAGCGCGGAGCGCAUCUGCGGCGGCAUCCCCGCCUCGGCCAGCUCCACCCUGCUGGCCGAGGACGCCGCCAUGGGCGACGACGACGACUACGACAUGGAGGGCGACGUGGACGAGGAGGUGGAGGCCGUCCUUCCGCAGCACCUGCAGCCCGGCGCCGGCUGGUCGCCGCAGCCUUCGCCGGGGGCCAGCCCCUGCGCCUCCCCCACCCACGGAGAGGCGGCGCCGCCCGUCAGGCCCGGACGCGCCGCUCAACCGGCCCGACCGACUCAAGGCCCCCCUGUCGACUUGCAGCCCGGCGCGCCGCCAUCCCAAGGCUUGGAGCCCAAACGCGCGCCGCCACCCCGGCCCAACGCACCCCCGGCGAGACCCAUGCCCCCCCAGCGCCCGCCACCCCCCUCAGGUCGAGGCCCGCUAGCUGCGGGAGCCCCCACAGCCGGAGGCACUUCCAGGCCGAAUCUUCCCGCUCGAGCAGGCGUGAUCAGCGUUCCUCCGCAGGCUCGUCCCUCUCCUCCGCCCCACCCCGGAGCUCCCCGCCCCGCCCCCGACGUGCACCCGGGGGCCCCUCGACCCAACGCCGACACCCACCCCGGAGCCCCUCGGCCAGUACCUGCUCAAGCGGCUGAUCUUUCUCUAGGGCCCGCGCUCCCGACGGCGCCCCCUGUGGCGAGGCCGUCGGUCCCGGCGCCGGCGCAACCGCAACCCGCCGGCCCGGCCCAGCCGCAGCUGCCUCCCCCCAUGCUGCCGACACCUGCCGCCGCCCCCGCGCAGACGCUGGCCUCCCCGAAGCCGCCGCCCCGUUCCCGCUCGCAUCACGCUCUGCCCUCGGAUGCCGCCAAGGGCGACUCGGCCACGCAGACGAACGGACUGAACGGCGUCCGAUCCAAGCCCAAGGCCCCGGACGCCCUCGACUUCCCGCCUUGGCAGCAGAGCUCCCGAUCCUUGACCCGCGGCUCCUCCCUGAGGACUCCGCCCUCCGUUCCCGCCUCGUCGCCAUCCUUCAUGUCCGCCGCCCUUCUCCCGCCGCCGCCCGCAAUGCCUCGCAGUCGCUCGCAGGAGACCCUGCGCAGCUCCCCGAACCCUUUUUCCGCCGAGCCGCUCCCCGCCCGGCCCUGCAGCACCAACCCGUUUACGGGCCGGCGCGACUGGGCGCCGCCCGUCCCCGCCGCGGUCGCCCAGCAACGGCUGUCUCGGGGCGCGUCCCUGAUCACCCCCUCGUCGGUCACGCGGGCCGUCCCGCCGCCCCGCCGCCAGCCCCCGAAUUGGGUCACUUUCAACGACGACUUUCCGCUUCCGGCCGCCAAGCCCCCCGGCCCCGCCGCCGUCGCUGAACCGGACUGGUUAACCGAAGCCGCGGCCCCCUCGGCCCCCCGUGAGUUUAACCUCUUCCCCGAGCCGGACUGGUUCACCCCUUCCCCGGCUUUCAACGCGCACCGGGCUAAAACUCUGCCCCCCGCCGCAACCCUCCUCCCCGAACCGGAUUGGUUAAGCGCCAUCCCGACCCUUCCUCCCCCGCCUGUCCCAUCGCGCUCCGGCGCCGCUGUCCCGAAACACCCCGACCGAUCCGGUCCCGGCUGCCUCCUCUUUGCCAGAGAGCCAACCGAACGCUGAGAUCUAUCUGUAGAUCCGUGACGUAUACGUAUUCAUUCGUUCAUCUUCUGAACCGCUU
This is a messenger RNA of Hippocampus zosterae (dwarf seahorse), 5157 nucleotides long. It is a transcript of the gene synj1, whose product is annotated as synaptojanin 1. Gene Ontology annotation, biological process: synaptic vesicle endocytosis; phosphatidylinositol dephosphorylation. The coding region runs from base 456 to 5099 and encodes 1547 amino acids. The transcript has 29 exons. The record is from RefSeq and is a predicted model, not a curated record. Gene Ontology annotation, molecular function: nucleic acid binding; phosphatidylinositol-4,5-bisphosphate 5-phosphatase activity. NCBI's taxonomy places the organism in Eukaryota, Metazoa, Chordata, Actinopteri, Syngnathiformes, Syngnathidae.